Molecule: messenger RNA, 552 nt
Organism: Arachis duranensis
Lineage: Eukaryota; Viridiplantae; Streptophyta; Magnoliopsida; Fabales; Fabaceae
Exons: 2
Coding region: 1-552 (183 amino acids)
Source: RefSeq, a predicted model, not a curated record
AUGGCUCCAUAUGAGACUCUAUAUGGCAGGAAAUGUCAAUCUCCGUUGUCUUGGUAUAAAACUGGAGAAAGGAGUUUAUUAGGGCUUGAGAUGAUAGCUGAAACGACUGAACAGAUAAAGAAAAUUCGUAGUCGAAUGCUUAUAGCCCAAAGCUGCCAAAAGAGCUAUGUUGAUCAGAGGCGAAAGCCUUUGGAGUUCGAAGAAGGAGAACAUGUCUUUCUGAAAGUUACACCAACCACUGGAGUGGGAAGAGCUAUUAAGACUAAGAAACUAAAUCCCCGUUAUAUUGGACCGUUUGAGAUCCUGAAAAGAAUUGGACAACUUCGGAAGUAUACUCCUGACGCAAGUCAUGUUCUAGAAUCGGAACCAGUCCAAGUAAGAGAAGAUCUAACACUUCCAGUAAUUCCAGUGGGAAUUGAUGAUACUAAUAUUAAACAAUUAUGCAAAAUGGAAGUAUCAUUGGUAAAAAUAGUUUGGAGUCAAGCUGGUAUCGAGGAACAUACCUGGGAACUUGAAUCAGAUAUGCGAAAGGACUACCCACAUCUCUUUUAA